AUGGAAUUGUCAACUGAACAUCAAUCAAUUAAUCAAUAUAUGAAGUGCAGAAGUAAAAUUUAUCAAUCUAUUGAACAAAAGAUACUUAUGGGAGAGUUAGACAAAGAAAUGACAAUACAAGAAAACAUACAUGGAACAACUGUUCGAAAUUCUGAUACAAUGAAGGCGUGUUUGACUGAAGAACAAUUAGUUUAUACAAAAUUGGUGGAUGAAUACAGAAAUGAAAAUUGUCAGUUACCCGAUUCUAACAAUAUUCGAGAUAAUCAACAACUACAGCACAAAUUCCGUAGACUGGAUGGUCUACUACGACAUCGAUAUGGGAAAUUACGUGUAUGCAACAUUUAUUUAUUUUCACAUGACAUAUUGCAAACUAUUCAUAAACAAAUUGAUAAUCAGUUAAAGAAACUUUCACAUGACAUAUUGCAAACUAUUCAUAAACAAAUUGAUAAUCAGUUAAAGUCACAUAAUUUAGAACCGAGAAAAUCUAAUGUAGAAUUGGCAAUAACAAAUUGUAAACAACGUUUAGAUGUACUAAUCGAACAAUUCAGAACAAACGAGAAACAAUUACAAGAUCUGAGAAAUGAAAUCAAUAUGGAAUUGUCAACUGAACAUCAAUCAAUUAAUCAAUAUAUGAAGUGCAGAAGUAAAAUUUAUCAAUCUAUUGAACAAAAGAUACUUAUGGGAGAGUUAGACAAAGAAAUGACAAUACAAGAAAACAUACAUGGAACAACUGUUCGAAAUUCUGAUACAAUGAAGGCGUGUUUGACUGAAGAACAGUCGGUUUAUACAAAAUUGGUGAAUAAAUACAGAAAUGAAAAUUGUCAGUUACCCGAUUCUAACAAUAUUCGAGAUAAUCAACAACUACAGCACAAAUUCCGUAGACUGGAUGGUCUACUACGGCAUCGAUAUGGGAAAAUACGUGUAUGCAACAUUUAUUUAUUUUCACAUGACAUAUUGCAAACUAUUCAUAAACAAAUUGAUAAUCAGUUAAAGUCACGUUAG
Molecule: messenger RNA, 1002 nt
Organism: Schistosoma haematobium
Lineage: Eukaryota; Metazoa; Platyhelminthes; Trematoda; Strigeidida; Schistosomatidae
Exons: 17
Coding region: 1-1002 (333 amino acids)
Source: RefSeq, a predicted model, not a curated record